AUGAAGGCGUUCCUGGCCCUUCUGCUCGGACUCUCUCUCUCGACAGAGAGUCUUACCAAGGCUCAAGAUGUCCUUCCUGUACCCUCUGGGACUGGUUCUACCGGUACCACUGCUGAUCGCGAAGACUUGGUUGCCGAGGCAUUGGAAGACCUCUAUGAUUCCGACUUGGACGCCAACGCCAUCUAUGAUUCUGAUCUCGAUCUCAGUCUUCCCAAAGUCCCCGAGGACCACCUCAAAGAUGAACCAGUUGUCGUCAACGCUGCCAAGGCACCUCUCAGUGACGAACAAGAUCUCAAGGACAAAAUGGCUACUGAGACCACCUCUGGGAGUAGCGGAAGCCACGCUACUUUCCCUGACCCUAUUGUUUCCCUUGGUCUUAAGGAGGACAUCCAGUUGCUGGUCGAUGCCCUUGGCCAAGACGAUGACCAAUACAAUGAGAAGUCCCACACGACCAAACAAGAUCAAACCCAUCACACUGCCCUGUUCAUCCCUUCCAACCACAAAAUGCCACAGAAUGACACGAACCCCGACCAAAUCGUCGUCAUGGCCGAUACCAGCACCGAUUCACUUUCACAUUUGCUUCCCACCAUGGAUUCCAAAGACGAGAAUGACCAACAGAGCCCCCAUCAUGAUGACAUUAAGGAGCCCCGAUUGGAGGCCAUGAAUUCGAUGGCGUCUUUAGACAAGCAAGUCGAUGCCAACAAUGCCAAAGAAGACGAUGAUGGAGAAAUCAGCAAUGAACAAGGAGAUAUUGAUGACAUUAGUGCCCACCGACAUGGCCGAAGGUUGGAUGAAACUACGGACUGGUUGAUUGGAAACACACGCAUGUAUGGACCUAGAGACACCGCUAACCUCAACGUUGGAUUCUUUGAAUCCGAAAACUUUUGCAAGGAACAAGGCGGAUCUCUCGCUACUAUCAACGAAAUUUGCCCUCCAGAUGGCACAACCAGUAGGACACCCCUCUUUGGAAUUCAGGAUGCGGGUAGUCCUCAGUGGGUUCCUGUCAUGGCUGGCUUUAAUCAGAUUACUCAUUGGGUCAAUGUUGGAAGUGGUGGUGGAACCCCUGCAUGUGAAAAAUUUGAUGUUUUUGGAAUACCACUUACACUAAUAACACAUGAACGUGGAUUUGGCAACUACAUUAUCUGUAGAAAAAAUUGGUUCAGGUUUGUACGCAUCCAGGCCAGAGAUGUUGGCGCUGCUGAAGAUGGCACCCUUUGGGUGAUUGACCUAGGUGAUUAUGGCAAUGGCUGUCACUAUAUCCGUCGCAACACAGGAGGAGAUUCAUGGGCGACCCUGAACCGAGCUGGAGAAAUCAACAAAUGGACCCCUAAUGGUUGGGAGCAUGUACCAAGCCCACCAGCUCGUGAUAUCAGUAUCACCAAGGAUGGAACUAUUUGGAUGACAGAAUUGGUGGCUGGGCAAGAUCAUGGUUCUGUUUGGCGUAAGCUUCCCACCGAUGCUGCUUUUGUGAAAACAACUGGAGGUGGCGGCGACCGCAUUUCUGUUUCCAGUAAUGGCGCAGUUGCCCUUUGUAAUUCGUCGCCAACUGACAAGCUGUGGGUUUACGAUGGUUCCAACUGGCAUGGAACUGGGGCCUGCAAUAAUGGCGAUGUUUCCAUGACCCAUGAUGGAAUCAUCUGGACAACCGGUGUCCCCGCCGGCCAAGGAAACCCUGGACUGAUCCGCAAAUCAACGAAAGUAUUGUCCCAUUCCACCAAGUGGGCAAGUCCCAUUCCAGGUCCAACUGGCACGAGCAUUUCGUCGGUCAGUGCCAACCAGGUCUAUAUGGUGGAUGAGCAUUCUUUUCUUUGGAGGUACGAGAUCCCAGCCGAGAGAGAAGCAACCGGACUCACUCGAGUGUUUGGUCCAGCUGACACGAGCGAUGUAAAGAGCUAUGAUCAAGCAAAAGAAUUCUGUGAAUCGCAGGGAGGAUCGCUUGCGUCUGGAGCUGAUAUGUGCCCCUCAGAUGGAUCUGGGCAACCCUACUUUGGAAUCCAGUCCGGAGAUCACUGGGCUCCAGCUUCGGAUUACCACAAUGCAUGGGUCCAAGUGGGGACCCAUCCAGGCGAUGCUCCCACAUGUUCGUUUAUUCGAGACACACUCCAUGACCCUGCUUGGGGUCUUGAUGGGAAUGUGAAGGAAACCUAUGAGUCCAACUACAUUAUUUGCAACAUGCGAACCGCCAUCUAUGGACCCAGUUACACCACCAAUAUCAAGUCCUAUGACCAAGCACUUGCCUUUUGCAAUGCUAGAGGAGGAACUCUUGCUUCCAAAUCGGACAUCUGCCCUCUCAGCUCUACCGUACCCUAUUUUGGUACUCAGGAGGGAGAUCAGUGGACUCCAGUUUUUAAUUACAUCAAUGCCUGGGUCCAGGUGGGAGUCGAACCUUCGGGUAUUCCAACAUGCAGUGACUAUAGAGAUACUCAUGGGGGAGUGGAUCCCAAUUGGGGGGUUGAUGGAAAUCACAAGGAAACCUGGGAGUCCAAUUUUGUCAUUUGUGCCUCGAACAGAGUCUUGUUUGGCAAAGACAAGGGAGUUGCUGUUAACACCUAUGACAAUGCUCAAGCCUUCUGCAAGGCAAAAGGAGGAUCCCUUGCUUCCAGUGCUGAUGUCUGUCCCUCAGGGGCACGUACCCUGCCAUAUUUUGGAGUCCAGGUGGGGGAUCAGUGGACCCCUGUCUCUGACCACCACAAUGCAUGGAUCCAGGUGGGAACUCAUCCUUUGGGCAUGCCAACUUGUCAAAUUAAUUCGGGUCCUGGUUGGGGUUUGACUGGAACAUGGGCUCCUGCUUCGAACUACCUUGUUUGCUCCAGUCGUUGGUUCAAGUUCAAUGGAUUGAAAGCUCGGGACGUUGGUGCUGCAGAUGAUGGAACCAUCUGGGUGAUUGGAAUGCAUGACCAUGGCUAUCACGGUGGUUGCUAUUCCAUCUACCGACACUACCCUUACGAGCGCAGGGAUUCCUGGCAACAAAUUGGUGGAUGUUCCAUCAAAGUUUCUGUUGGUAGCAAAGACCAUAUUGUGGUUCUGAACAAGGCUGGAGAAAUUAACAAAUGGACCUCCAAUGGCUGGAACUAUGUACCAAGCCCUCCAGCUCGUGAUAUCAGUAUCACCGACGACGGAACUAUUUGGAUGACAGAAUUGGUGGCUGGGCAAGAUGAAGGUGUUGUCUAUCGCAAGCGUCCCACUGAUCCUGAGUUUGUGAGGUUUGGAGGUGCUGGCGACCGCAUUUCAGGUACAAGUAAUGGCAAAGUCACCCUCUGUACUUCAAAUGCAAAUCAAAACCUCUUGUGGGUUCAUGGUGGUUCUCACUGGUACAUUGCUGGAAAAUGCAAUAGUGGCGAUGUUUCCAUUGGCGAUGAUGGAAUCAUCUGGACAACAAACACUGGCUUGGCUCGAAGGUCCAGCUCUACAACAACCCAUGCUACCACUUGGGACAUCCCAGCACAAGACAGGUCUGGAAAAAACAUUGCUGCUGUGAACAGAAACGAGUUUCUACUGAUUGAUUCUAGCUAUAAUCUCUGGCAGUAUCGGAUACCUUCCUCUGACGAUGAUUUCACAACACCAUCACCAACAGUUGCACCGACUGUUUCUUCUGCCCCAUCUUUGGCCCCAUCAUCUUUGCCUAGUGGGGUGCCAUCAUUAUCUCCCUCUGACAUGCCGUCCCUGGUCCCAAGUUUGAGUUCUGUUCCCAGUUCACAACCAAGCUUAUAUCCAUCUACUCCUCCAAGUUCACAACCAAGCUCAAAUCCAUCUAGUCCGCCCUCAUCCAGCCCAUCAUUGGCUCCUUCUGGUGUGCCCUCUGAUUAUCCAACCAUGGCUCCAACUAUUGCCGCUUUUGCUUCCACUGUGGAGCAACGGUGGCAAUCAGAUUGGGGGAGCAUCAAAAUGUUUGGACCUCAGCAAACACAUGUGCUGGAUGGAGGAUGGCAAUCUGCUGAAGACUUCUGCAAUUCUCAUGGAGGAGUUUUGGCCUCUCUAGCACAAAUUUGCCCGACUGGGACGACUGAUGCUGAGCCUGUGAAUGGGAUUCAAUCCUCAGAAGCUGAUCAAUGGGCUCCGAUUGGAGAUGAAGAUGGACAAUGGGUGAAUGUUGGACAUAGUACUCAGUACACCAGUUGUACCAAAGACGGUGGAAGCACUGGCCAUGGUCAUGAUUUGGGCUGGGGGAACUAUGUGUAUUGUGCCCCAAGCAAUUGGUACAAGUUCAGCGGAAUCCAGGUUAAUGAUGUGGAACAAACUGUUCGAGAUGUUGAUGCCGCAGAGGAUGAUACUAUUUGGGUGAUUUCAAACUACGAAGUAAUGCCUGACUGUUACAGUAUUCAUCGCUAUGUUGGAGGUAACACUUGGGAAGAAGUCAGAGGAUGCGCGAAUGGCAUUUCAGUUGGCAGCCGCACAAAUAUCAUUGUGACCACCACUGAUGGGGAAAUUCACCAAUGGACUGGGCAUGGCUGGACAUUGAUCUCGAGCCCUCCUGCCAGAGAUGCAAGUAUCACCAAGGAUGGCACUAUAUUUAUGACGGAAUUGGUGUCCGGACAGGUCAUUGGCGAUGUCUAUCGCAAGGCUCCAACAGAUAAUGACUUUGUUUUGUUUGGGGGCAGUGGUGAUCGCAUUGAUGCUUCAGGACCUGACCAACUUGCUAUCUGCAACACAAUUGAUGACAACAAGCUCUGGAGCUAUGGCAGUUCCCACUGGUAUCAAACAGGAACCUGCGACAAUGGGGAUAUAAGUGUUGCUGCCGAUGGAACCAUCUGGACAACCGGAGUUGCCAGUGGUCAGUCAAGCCCUGGAUUACCCCGUAGGUCGAUUUCCAUGAGUGCAUCAGCUACUACUUGGGACCAGCCUGUGCAGGGCAAGUCUGGUACCAAAAUUGCUGGUGUACACGCUGACAUGUUUGUGAUGGUUGAUGCUGCUGGGACUCUCUGGCAGUACAAGGUCCCAAUCAUGCCUAGCCAAGCAGGGACGACACCACUGUUCGGACCUAGCCAGACGUCCAAUGUAAAAACCUACAAUCAAGCAAAGGAAUUCUGCCAAUCCAAAGGAGGAUCCCUUGCCUCCAGCACAGACAUAUGCCCAACUAUCGAUAAUUGGAGCAAGCACAAUAUCAAGGCUCGAGAUGUUGGCGCUGCAGAUGAUGGAACCAUUUGGGUGAUUGGAACACAUGACGAAGGCCAUCAUGUUGGUGGUUGCUAUUCCAUCUACCGUCACAUUGGUGGGGAUUCCUGGGAGCAAAUUGACGGAUGUGCCAACAAAAUUUCAGUCGGGAGCAGCACCAACAUUGUCGUUGUGAAUAAACUCGGAGAAGUUAUCAAAUGGACACCCAAUGGUUGGAGUUUGAUCACCUCUCCUCCUGCUCGGGAUGCCAGUAUCACCAAAGAUGGAACUAUUUGGAUGACAGAAUUGGUGGCUGGGCAAGAUCAUGGUGAUGUCUAUCGCAGGACGCCAACAGAUACUGAGUUUGUGAAGUUGGUUGGAGCAGGAGAUCGCAUCUCUGGUACAAGCAAUGGAAGUGCUGUACUUUGUACCACAUCUACAAAUCAAAAUCAUCUCUGGAGCCAUGGUGGUACCCACUGGUAUGUCACUGGAACCUGUGAUCAUGGCGAUAUAAGUGUUGCAUCUGAUGGUACCAUCUGGACAACUGGGGUUGGCACUGGCCAAACUCGUCCUGGUUUGCCUCGAAGAUCAACAGCUUUUACAGACAAACACACUUCCUGGAGUCCUCCUGUCCAAGGCCACUCUGGUGUGAUCAUUGAUGAUGGCGGGAACAUUGCUGCUGUGAGCGCCAGAGAGUUCCUUCUGAUUGAUUCUGAUCUCAAUCUCUGGCAUUAUGAGGCAGACAAGCCCCACUUUGGUAUUCAGCCUGGUGAUCAGUGGAUUCCAGCGGCUGACUACGAAAAUGCAUGGAUUCAGGUGGGGACUCAUCCAGGGGGUGCCCCGACUUGCAGUUUUCACCGAGACACACAAAAUGGAGUUGAUCCUGAUUGGGGGAUCAAGGAUGACAAGAAGAGCUGGGAAUCCAACUACAUUUUGUGCAACAUGAACAAGUUUGUUUUUGGGCCCAGUGAUACGUCCAAGGUGCUUGAUUAUGACGAUGCCAAGCAUUUCUGUGAUUUGAAGGGAGGGACCCUUGCCUCUUUUGAUGAAAUCUGCCCACUUCCUCUUGUGAAACGACCAUACUUUGGUGCUGCUGGUGGCGUCCACUGGACUCCAUUUGGGGACUACCGCAAUGGCUGGGUUGAAGUUGGUGGCGAUGCUGUGGCUGAUAUGUGUUCACGACACAGGACAAAGUAUGGAGAUCCACGAAUUGGGUUAGGACCAAUGUGGGGAGCAGCGGAUGACAAGUUGGAAGGCGAAGCAGACUAUGUUGUUUGCAAGAUGGAGGGGGUUUUCGUCUAUGGACCCAGUGUGACUGCUGAUGUCAAGUCGUAUGCACAAGCCAAGACAUUUUGCGCUGCAAGGCAACUCGUCCUGGCCUCCAGCUCUGAUGUCUGCCCCCCAGAUGGCUCAAACAAGCCAUACUUUGACAUCCAGACAGGGGACCAGUGGACACCAGUCUCAGACUAUGACAAUGCGUGGGUCCAAGUGGGCACCCAUCCAGGCGAUGCCGAAACUUGCGGUUUCCACAGAGAUGCACUCAGUGGAGUUGAUCCGGAUUGGGGCACCAAUGAUGACAAGAAAGAUUGGGAAUCCAACUACAUUGUCUGUACCUCUUGGUUUCACAAGCACCGAGAGGCGACAAAUACUGACAUUAGUGUGGCCAAGGCUGUGUUUGAGCGACGUGAAAAGAUCAACAAACUCUUCAGCAUUCCAGAUCAUCACCUGCACGGAAGAAUAAGCCGAAGCAUUGCUCGGUACAAAUAUCCCGAUGGCAAAAACAGGAAUUUGUGUGCCUACUCCGAAGACGGUUACAACUUUCCCUACAAACUGGCAUACUACAAGAUGUACCCAGAGGAAGGGUCGCUGGAGGUCAAGUACACUGCCAAUCUUGAAGAAAUGUAUGGCACUGAUGACCUUCAAAUCAUGAGACCUUUGAUUGGAAAUGGAUACUUUUCUGUUGGUGACAUCGUUUGGGAUGGAAGAGUUAACACAACAGAGAAUGGCACAGCUGUUUUGGUCCACCAAAAGAAGGCGCUAUUGGUGAAAGGAAGCCGUUCUGCACUGAAGAAACCCCUCUACUAUCAGAACAUCUUCAAUGCAUCAAUUGGAUCCGCACAAGAGUCAGAGGGAGGAGAACUGUACAGUGGUGGAUCAGGUGAAACAAACACGGACUUGCUCUCCACCAAUGGAACAGAAAACACGGGAUCAGUAGCAAUUAACAAACCAACGCUGUGGCAUGAGUACGAUGGGGUGACAGUUCGAGAUGUCGGGGCUGCAUAUGAUGGCACAAUCUGGGUGAUUUCGAACUACACCGUAAUGAAUGGUUGUUACUCCAUCCACCGAAAGCUAGAAGGAGACACCUGGGAGGAAAUCAGAGGGUGUGCCACUGGCAUCUCAGUUGGAAGCAGCGCAAACAUCAUCGUUCGAACUGAGGAGGGCGAAUUAUUCAAGUGGAGCGGUCAAGGCUGGGAUUUGAUCCCAAGCCCCGCUGCAAGAGAUGCAACCAUCACUAAGGAUGGAACGAUUUUCUUGACAGAAUUGAAAGAUGGAACAGACCAUGGUGAUGUGUGGCGCAAACGUCCAUCAGAUGAUUCUUUUGAGCGCUAUCAUGGUGGAGGUGGAGACCGAAUCGCUGCUUCGGGGCCGGACAAGGUGGCCCUCUGUAAUACAGAUUGGCUUUGGAGUCAUGGAGGUUCCCACUGGUAUACAACUGGAGUCUGCAAUAAUGGAGACAUCAGCUUAGCUGCUGAUGGAACCAUCUGGACAACAGGAGUGGGAGAUGGCCAAAAUGGUCAAGCAAGUGCUGGAUUGGCCCGCAGGUCUACCAUCUCAACAAACAUAGCAACCAAGUGGGCCGAUCCCAUUCAAGGACAUUCUGGUGUGAAGAUUGCUGCCAUGAGUGCUGUAGAGUUUGCAUUGGUUGAUUCGGACAACAAAUUAUGGCGAUAUGAGAAUCCAGGUCUACGAGUUCCCAACACUGGUAAUACUCAAGUUUUUGGGCCACGAGAAACUGGAUCUAUUAACGGCUAUGACCAAGCACAGAAGUUUUGUGAAAUGAAGGGAGGAACACUUGCUUCCAUGUCUGACAUUUGUCCCUCCCAAAGCUCAAGCUGGCCUUACUUUGGAAUUCAGGAUGGUGAGCAAUGGACACCUGUAUCAGACUACCACAACGGGUGGAUCCAAGUUGGAUCACAUCCAGUUGUUUCUACUUGCAGUGCCUAUAGGAACACCUAUGGAGAUCCUGAUUGGGGUCUCGAUUCCAUUGAGAAGAAAGCAUGGGAGGCUAACUACAUUCUUUGCAACAUAAAGAUUUUUGUGUAUGGACCCCCUGAAACCGCAGGUGUCCAGAGCUAUGAUCAAGCACAGGACUUUUGUAUUGCAAGGGGGGGUUCACUUCCAGUGAGCUCUGAUAUUUGUCCCUCAGAUGGUUCUGAACUUUGGCGGAAUGAGUGGGGGGAGAUCCACAUGUUUGGGCCCAGUGAAACUAGUAGCCUGGCCAUCGGAUGGUCUACAGCACAAAACUUCUGCAAUGCCCAUGGUGGAACCCUUGCCUCUAUCAAGGAUAUUUGUCCUCCUGAUGGUGGUACCAACUCCAAACCAGUCACUGGGAUUCAGUCGACAGCUGAUGAUCAAUGGGCACCUAUUUCCGAACGCGAGAAUCAAUGGGUAAAUGUGGGGAGUGGGGGACAUCCUACCUGUUAUAAGCAUGGCGGAAACGUUCCAGAGAUCCUCGGCCAAGGUCGUCAUCAAGGAUGGGGAAAUUAUGUGUUCUGUUCUCCCCAUCCCAAUGGUUGGUUCAAGUACCAAGGCGUUAGUGUUCGAGAUGUUGGUGCUGCAGAGGAUGGUACAAUAUGGGCAAUUGGUACCCACGACUACCAUCCUGGCAAAGGCUGCUAUGCAAUCCAUCGGCACACUGGUGGGGAUUCCUGGGAGGAAGUAGGUGGAUGUUCACACAGAAUUUCAGUUGGAAGCACUACAAACAUAGCGAGUCUGGACUUCCAGGGACACAUCCACAAAUGGACCUCAAAUGGUUGGCAAUUUGUCCACAGUCCUCCUGCACGCGACAUUAGUAUCACCAAGGAUGGAACUAUUUGGAUGACAGAGCUCUCGGCAAAUAAGUCUGGUGAUGUCUAUCGAAAACUUCCAAGUGAUGUUGCAUUUAGGCAUUUUGGAGGAGAUGGAGACCGCAUUGCUGCUUAUGGCCCUGAUGUGGUUGCCCUCUGUAACACUGGAGCAGGGAAUUUACUUUGGGUUUAUGGUGGUUCCCACUGGUAUCCCUCAGGAACCUGUGGAGAUGUUAGCAUGGCCAGUGAUGGAACAAUCUGGACAACAGGAGUUGGAAGUGGCCAGGCAAGUCCAGGUCUACCGCGCAGAUCGCUUACCUCCACUGCAACUGCUACAACUUGGGAAGCUCCUAUACAGCGAAGGCCUGGUCUCAACAUUGCUGCUGUGAGUACGGACAAGUUCCUGCUGGUUGAUGCUAGCAACAGACUUUGGCACUAUGAACUUCCCCCCAAAAUUGAGCCAAGGCUUGGAUCCCUGAGUGGUGGAAGUCACUUUGUCCCCUUUGACGACUAUCACAAUGGUUGGAUUGAAAUUGGAAGUGACGACCAAUCGCCCGUUUGCACCAAAAAAGUGGGUGUGACCUCAGAGCCAAACUACAUUGUCUGUGACUUUAACAGGGUUGUUUUUGGACAAAGAACAUCCAAUGUAAAAACCUAUGAUCAAGCACACCAGUUCUGCAAAACAAAAGGAGGGUAUCUUGCUUCCAGUGCUGAAAUUUGCCCCCCUGAUGCGUCUAAAAAAAUGUGGCAUAAAUAUGGUGGGAUCAAAGUCAGGGAUGUUGGUGCUGCCAAUGAUGGGACCAUUUGGGUGAUUGGAAUGCAUAACCAUGGCUAUCACGGUGGUUGCUAUUCCAUCUACCGUCACACUGGUGGGGAUUCCUGGCAACAAAUUGGUGGAUGUUCCAUCAAAGUUUCUGUUGGUAGCAAAGACCAUAUUGUGGUUCUGAACAAGGCUGGAGAAAUUAACAAAUGGAUCCUUUAUGGCUGGAACCAUGUAUCAAGCCCACCAGCUCGUGAUAUCAGUAUCACCGACGACGGAACUAUUUGGAUGACAGAAUUGGUGGCUGGGCAAGAUCAUGGUUCUGUUUGGCGUAAGCGUCCCACCGAUGCUGCUUUUGUGAAAACAACUGGAGGUGGCGGCGACCGCAUUUCUGUUUCCAGUAAUGGCGCAGUUGCCCUUUGUAAUUCGUCGCCAGCUGACAAGCUGUGGGUUUACGAUGGUUCCAACUGGCAUGGAACUGGGGCCUGCAAUAAUGGCGAUGUUUCCAUGACCCAUGAUGGAACAAUCUGGACAACGGGAACACCAAAGGGCCAGGGAAACCCCGGAUUGGCCCGCAGGUCCACCUCUACAACACCCUAUGCUACCACUUGGGACAUCCCUGUGCAGGGCAAGUCGGGUCUUAACAUUGCUGCUAUCAAUUCCAGAGAGUUCCUGCUGGUUGAUUCCACCAACAAUCUCUGGCACUGGUUUGAAGCAGUUGAACCUUAUUUUGGAGUUCAGUCAGGCGAACAAUGGGCACCUGUCUCAGAUGAUAUCAAUGCAUGGGUACAGGUGGGAGUUCAUCCGGCCGGCCAAGGGAUAACAUGCCAGCUUUAUCGAGAUGUAUUCAAUCAUGCUCCUAGCUGGGGUGUCCACCAAAAACACCCCAUAAUUUGCAACACGAGGAUGGAUGUUUAUGGCCCCUCUGAAACCUCCAAUAUCAAGUCCUAUGACCAAGCGAAACAGUUCUGCAUAGCUAAAGGAGGAUCUCUUGCUUCCAGCGCUGAUGUUUGUCCCUUGGGUACAAGCAAUGAUCCCUACUUUGGUAAACCGAUUGGUGAUGAAUGGACUCCUGUGGUAGAUUACCACAAUGCCUGGAUCCAGGUAGGGGUCCAUCCAAAUGGUGCUCCGACUUGCAGUCUUCACCGAGAUUCAAUCAAUGGAGUGGAUCCCAGUUGGGGUCUUGAUGGAAACAUGAAGCAAUCUUACGAGUCCAACUACAUCCUUUGUAAAUCCGGAACAGCGCAGAGCACACUAGUGGCUGCUGCGGACAACAAGUUCCACAUGUUUCCGGACCCACUUUCGGAUAGUUCAAUGGGGUGUGUUGCAUUCAAGACGACAGCUAAAAUGAACCAAUCUUUUGGCUUGUCAUCUAGAGCCGAUCCUGUGCAAGACCCUACCUUGGACUGGUUGUGGGUUGAUUUGGGUACAAAUUCGGGAGGAGAAACGUGGUUCAUUUCAAACGGUAAAUUUCUGAAUGUCAUUCACCACAGAGACACCAGCUCACCCAACUACAAACCAUCAUUUCUGGAUGGGACACCAAGGGACUUUUGGGUAUGCUCUCUGGCGGAAUCAGGUGGACUCUUGUUUGAGAUGGGAACGGGCCGAGAUCCCUCCAACAAAGCCUCGAGGUUUAUUCAUGUGCCUCUUCCUGACACAACACCAGACGUACGACGUUUCUUUGGUUUCAAGUCCGACGGAACCGAAGAGUUGUACAGUGACAUUGAGGUCAUUGAUUUGAAUGCAGCACCAGCACUGGCACCCAAUAAUGCAGCACGAUACCUCCUUGGUGAAAUAAGUUCCAACACCACAGCACCAACAAGCUUCCCCGCAGAAUCUCCUUUUUCUCUCAAUUCUACAAAUGCAACAAGUAACCCCUCCACUGUUCCAUCCAGUGCCCCAACUGUCACUCCGCCUUCUCUUUGGAGACCGAUUCCUCCUCCUGGGUACACAUGCCUGGGACAUGUUUGGACCAUUGAUGACACUGAGCCUUCCACUGAUCUUGUCCGAUGUAUUCAGACUAUGUAUGUAGAGGCAGUGAAGGAUCCAAAGUAUCAGUGGGACAGCCAAUCGAAUUUUGACUUUGAUGAGCUGACUCUAUGGGAGGCCACACAAACAAAAACAACCAUCUCUCCGGGCACAUUCAUUUCGAGGGCUUGCGAGGCUUGUGAUGCACCUUUGGAAGAGUUUUACGCACUGAAGAAGGAGUGCAUUGUUGGUCAUGGGUCCGUACCGUUCUGUGCCCAACCUGGUACUCCUUGGAAAGUGGAGGUCGUAAAUCAAACCAAGAUUGAUGUUCCAUUUGCCAAGCUCAAACCAUGUGGCUUCCAACAAGAAGACAAAAGAAUUUACGGCCGGCAAGACAACCCCGAUAAAGAGUGGGAAAACUAUGCAGUUGAAUUGUACAACAAGUCUGGAUUCGUUGGUUGGAAGCACCUUGGGGCAUCAGCAAGACUUGGCAAGCCAUAUUGUUUGGGCUCUGCUGCUUUUGGCAAUUCCUCUUUGAAGAAUGACUUGUUUAUGACAGAUAUCCCAGCUGAAGGCCGAAUCAUUGAGGAAAGUGUCAAGAACAUCACAAAAGGAAUAAAUGGCAAUUUCUUGUCAACCAAGAUUGAUGGCAAUUUUGUCUUUCUAUUCCCGUGUUCUGAAAUAAAUCCGGUGGGAGAAAUGAAGAAGGAGCUCUCUGAUAAGGCUGCUGAAGCAAGCAUGGAUGGAAGUGUCGAAAGUGGCCUUGUCAACAUCGACGAGCAUAUGGGAGAAGCAGCGAGGCUCUGUAACCCUGCGGACUUGAAGUGUAAAUCAAGGUCACCAUGGAGAGAACCACACAUUUGUGGUGAGAAAGAGGAGCCAACGGCAUCUGGACAGUGCCGUGCUGUUGACAAUUGCUUCUAUCAACAGUGCAAAGGGUACAAUGAAGCCGUGUGCACAAAAGAUGAUGACUGCAUUGGGGAUUCAAAGUGCCAUCAAGAAGGAGAUAAAAAAGUUUGUGGAGGGCAACUCAAAAUGACAAUCAAGGAGAGUUCUAGGGCCCUGCGACGAGCUGUUCCAUAUGGAAUUGGCCAAGAUGGUGUUGGGAAGUAUAUUGUUCUUGAUCAAGGCAGCAGUAUACUCUUGGUUGGUAAUAUCUGGAAAGCUUUUUCACUGGGCAGCGAAUAUACCAUUACCGAGGGCACCGUAUUGGAAUUUGACUUUGAACAUAGGAAUGAGGCCGAGGGACAUGCGAUCUGUGUCGAUGAAGAUACCAAUGAAGACGUUGAAAUUGAAGGUCAACAUCGUUGUUUUAUGCUGGCAGGAACGGAGGGAGAUCCAUCAUGGUUUGAAACAUGGAAGAUUCCAAGGGAGGGUGACAAGAGAGACAGUUGGAAAGCACCUGCUUCAAAGUUUCACUACAAGAUUAAGCUUGGGUCUGUCUCUGAGGGGCCAUCCAAAGGAAAAUCAUACCUUCCGCACAACACCAACAUGAAAUACAUUGCCUUGGUUCAGGACAAUGAUGCUGAUCCUGAGGUAGGAAUGAGCCGAUUCAGUAACAUCAAGUUGUACGAUGAAGCUGUGUCGGCCGAAGCCAGAGGGAUUGCUACAAGCAUCUGCAGUCGAAGGCAAGCGAUUAAUGAUUUCUAUAAGGACAACAUUGAUGCCCCCACCGACUUUGGGGCCGCAACACAGACAAUAAUGCGGUACAAUGAUGGCAAUCAGCCAUAUGCGCGUUCAUCUUUGUGCCCACACUUUGACGCUUAUGCCCCAACUGAGCUCAACUACAAAAUCCAGGCUUACAACAUUGAAUCGACAGAUUUCCUCGAUGUACAGACAAAAUCUGCUACUGAAGAUGUGAUCUAUUGGAGAUAUAAUGGGGGAUUCCGCGUUUUGAGAGUCUCUGACAGAGAACUUCCUCCAGGGUACUUCAGGCUUGGUGAUGGCAUUAAUACUGAUUUUGCAAGAUCUAAAGCAAUGGUUGUGGCAAAGGGUGGUGGUGAUUCCCUUGCAGCUCCCAUUUUCUACAAACCCUUUGUUGAAUGUUGGCAUGGCAUCUUUUGGUGUCUGGUGUGGAUUCCAAUCUGCCCAAAUGGCUAUGUUGCACUCGGUAAUGUUUGGUCUGGUUGGCCAAAUUUUGCUUCUCCGAGCAUCGAUUAUAUGAGAUGCGUGAAAAAGAGUUUAGUCUUUUUGUGGCCUUGGUGGUUUGGGCCCCAAUGGGAUGGAGGUGGUUUGAAAUAUAGCGAGCUGACAUUCAACUAUGAUGCCCAUUCUAUAAAUACUGGGACCCAUAACUACGGUUGGGGAGGGUUUAUUUACACACUGUUCAAACCGUGCACACAAUAUGGCGUCUGGCCGUAUUGCAGUGUCAAGAUCUCCAUGUGGUCAGACGAUGAGAAGGACUUUGUCGUUCCUUAG
Seminavis robusta is the source of this 14304-nucleotide messenger RNA. The record is from the annotation of a GenBank genome assembly. Lineage: Eukaryota; Bacillariophyta; Bacillariophyceae; Naviculales; Naviculaceae.